AUGCCCGACAUCUUGUGGACCUCUGUUUCUGAGCCUGUUGCGACCGUAUCCACGUCCAAGGCAUUCUUGGACGUUUGUUCUGCUCAUGGGUUAUCACAGCACGUCAGUACAUAUACACAUGGCUCUAGAAUACUUGAUCUUGUUUUAUCCAGUGAUGAUAAUUUAGUGAAUAACCUACAGGUGGGUCCUCCUAUAGGUAACAGUGAUCACUCAGCAAUCUGUUUCUCUCUCAAUCUUUCCUGCGCUAGAGAUCUUUUUGCUUAUAGAGGAUAUUUUGUGCUUAUCUUCAGACGAUGGAUUGGGUCGGGUCCCUUAAUAGUGCGGCUACGAUUGAUGAUAAGUAUGAGCUCUUUAUCUUUAUUCUGCGUCAUACUAUUGAGUCAUUCGUUCCCCUGGCUAGGGUCCCACUACAAAGGAAGCAUCUUCCUCGGCAUCUCCGCUCCCUUCAUAUCAGGAAAUCAGUUGCUUGGAGGCGGGCCUCCACUAGUGGAUUGUAUGAGGACUGGAAAUCGUUCCAUUGCUGCCACCUUCGACAAGAAAUUACGCAAGUACAAUAGAUUUAUCGAAAGGAAGCCUUAUAUCGUACUCAACGCAAGGCUUUGCGAACGUCCCGGAAUGGGUGUCCUCAAAGCUGUCGAUGGUAGUAUUGUUCGAACGGACUGUGAGAAAUCUGAGUUGUUAGCUGAUACCUUUGCAAAAGCUUUCAAUCCGCCUAGCGCCCUCAACAUCCCCUCUUGCUCUGCGUCCUUUCCGACCAUGACUGAUUCUACUCGCUUCAGUGCGGACGAGAUCUACCAACUUCUCAUUAAGUGGCCCUCCUCCACCUCUGAUACUCCUGACCAC
Molecule: messenger RNA, 843 nt
Organism: Cooperia oncophora
Lineage: Eukaryota; Metazoa; Nematoda; Chromadorea; Rhabditida; Trichostrongylidae
Source: the annotation of a GenBank genome assembly